Molecule: messenger RNA, 440 nt
Organism: Nannospalax galili (Upper Galilee mountains blind mole rat)
Lineage: Eukaryota; Metazoa; Chordata; Mammalia; Rodentia; Spalacidae
Product: KIAA1143 ortholog
Exons: 3
Coding region: 84-440 (118 amino acids)
Source: RefSeq, a predicted model, not a curated record
GACGUCAGUAGUGAGCGCCGGCUUACGUAAGCGCCGGACCUUCUGGACCUGGGGCAGUUGUUCCGAGUGAUUUCAUCCAAGCCAUGAGCAAACGGAACCAAGUGUCCUACGUGCGGCCCGCGGAGCCGGCCUUCCUGUCCCGCUUCAAGGAAAGAGUCGGCUACAAGGAGGGGCCCACCGUAGAGACCAAGAGAAUACAGCCUCAGCUCCCAGAUGAAGAUGGUGAUCACAGUGACAAAGAAGAUGAGCAGCCUCAAGUGGUAGUUUUAAAAAAGGGAGACCUGACAGCUGAAGAAGUCAUGAAAAUUAAAGCAGAAAUAAAGGCUGCCAAAGAAGAUGAAGAACCACCUCCAGCUGAUGGAAGAAUCAUGUAUCGAAAACCAGUUAAGCGUUCCUCAGAUGAAAAGUAUUCAGGUUUAACAGCAAGCUCAAAACCUUGA